Messenger RNA from Perca fluviatilis (European perch), 2759 nucleotides. Its product is annotated as scavenger receptor cysteine-rich type 1 protein M130-like. The record is from RefSeq and is a predicted model, not a curated record. The transcript has 13 exons. Bases 68 to 2404 code for a protein of 778 amino acids. Lineage: Eukaryota; Metazoa; Chordata; Actinopteri; Perciformes; Percidae. Gene Ontology annotation, cellular component: membrane.
AUAAGUUGCACAUACGAGAAGAGAGAGACGGUCGACAUACAAGAAGAGAAAGACGGUCUACCUGGAUAUGGAUCCUCUGCUGAUGGUGUUGCUGUUGCUAUGGAGAUCAGGACUCUGGGCUGAAGGAAGACACAACUCAACCGGUUCUCAGGAGUGUGAAACCGCAGCCAAGGCUGACAUCGUGCUGUUGGUGGAUGAGUCUGGGAGCAUCAGCCCAUCAGAAUUUGAAACCAUGAAGACCUUUCUCGCUGGAAUGGUCAGCAAUUUCAACAUUGGCCCAGACAGAGUCCAGAUUGGUCUGGUUCAGUACAGUGAUAACCCAAGGACCGAGUGGCACCUCAACACCCACCAGACCAAAUAUUCCCUGCUGAAGGCCAUCGCCAAUCCGGUACAGCUAGGAGGACUCACCUACACAGGAAAGGCUCUGAACUACAUCCUUCAAAACAACUUUAAACCCAAUGUGGGAAUGCGACCAGACUCCAAAAAGAUUGCUGUCCUGAUCACUGAUGGAGAGGCCAAUGACAACACACUCCUCCCCUCACAGAAACUGAAGGACGCCGGCAUUGAGAUCUACACUAUUGGUGUGAAAGAUGCUGACCACGACCAGCUACGUUACAUUGCCUCCGAUCCUGAAGAAAUUCACACCUACUCUAUCAAUCACUUCUCAUCCCUCCGGCACAUUGUCGACGACCUCACCAUCAACAUCUGUAAUAGCUUAGUGUUUGUCAGGCUGGUGAAUGGGACCAGUCUGUGCUCAGGCAGACUGGAGGUGAAGACUAACCAGUCUAACCAGCGCUGGUCCUCAGUGUGUGAAGAUGACUUUGACCAGCAGGAUGCAGAGGUGGUCUGUAGGGAGCUUGGCUGUGGGGCUCCUUCAGUCCUCCAGGGGGUGCUCUAUGGAGAAGUGGAGGCUCCAAUGAAGACCAAAAAGUUCCAGUGUGGAGGCAACGAGUCUGCUCUCCUAGACUGUAGAAGCUCAGUCUCAGAUAGAAACAACUGCUCAUCUGGAAAAGCUGUUGGACUCACCUGCUCAGAUCCUGUCAGGUUGGUGGGAGGAUCCAGUCGCUGUACUGGAACACUGGAGGUGAAACGAGGAGACUGGAGAACAGUGGAUGCAUUUAACUGGACCCUGAAGGAAGCAGCGGUAGUCUGUGAAGAGCUAGACUGUGGCUCUGCUUUUUCAGCAGGAAUAAGAAAUGAGUCCCUACCCAACUCUACAUGGGAGAUCAGUCCUGACUGUAUUAAUUCUGGGUAUACCCUGAGAGAGUGUGUAACAUCAGGUUCCUCUUCCUCCAUCAUGAAGAUCAACUGCUUAGAGCCUGUCAGGUUGGUGGGAGGAUCCAGCCACUGUGCAGGAACACUGGAGAUGAAACGAGGAGACUGGAGACCAGUGGAUGUCUCUGAUUGGACCCUGAAGGAAGCAGCGCUAGUCUGUGGAGCGCUGGACUGUGGCUCUGCUGUUUCAACAGGAAUAAGAAAUGAGUCCUUAUCCAAAUCUGCAUGGAAGAUCAGUCCUAACUGUAUUCACUCUGGGUAUACCCUGAGAGAGUGUGCAACAUCAGGUUCCUCUUCCUCCAUCAUGGAGAUCACCUGCUUAGAUUCUGUCAGGCUGGUGAAUGGGACCAGUCUGUGCUCAGGCAAACUGGAGGUGAAGACUAGCCAGUCUACCCAGCGCUGGUCCUCAGUGUGUGAAGAUGACUUUGACCAGCAGGAUGCAGAGGUGGUCUGUAGGGAGCUUGGCUGUGGGGCUCCUUCAGUCCUCCAGGGGGCGCUCUAUGGAGACGUGGAGGCUCCAAUGUGGACCAAAGAGUUCCAGUGUGGAGGCAAGGAGUCUGCUCUCCUAGACUGUAGAAGCUCAGAUAGAAACACCUGCUCAUCUGGAAAAGCUGUUGGACUCACCUGCUCAGAUCCUGUCAGGUUGGUGGGAGGAUGGAGUCGCUGUACUGGAACACUGGAGGUGAAACAGGGAGACUGGAGAUCAGUGGAUGGCUCUCACCAGACCCCGAAGGAAUCAGCAUCUGUUUACUGUGGAAAGCUGAGCUGUAGCUCUCCUCUGUCAGCAGGAAGCAGAGAUGACUCCUCUAACAGAUCUGCAUGGAAGAUCAACUCUGACUGUGUUCAGUCUGGAUCUGCUCUGAGGGAGUGUGUAACACCAUCAUCUUCAUCUUCUUCUGUCCUGGAGCUCACCUGUUUACAUCCAGCAGCUGUUAUCAUCAGACUGGUCGUCCUGCCGCUGACUCUGCUGUUGUCCACCAUUGUCAUCUAUUUCAUCAUGAAGGUCCAGGCUACCAGGAGGCAGAUGUCAGGCCCACAGGAGAACAUCGAGCUGGAUUAUUAUAACCUCGGUUUUAGCAAAGCUGAAGGAGCGCCAGCUGAAGAGGAAGGAGCCCAGGCAGCAGAGUAGGACCUCCAAAGAGCUCAUCUCACAUACAAAUGGAUUUCUCAGCUGCCACACAACUGCAUAUCAACUCAGUCAAUGAUUUUAAAUUGUUUCACAGAUGUUCCAUUUAAACUAAUACUGAUAUUAGAAUAAAGUUGAAGAGUUGAAUAGAGUUGUAGCGACAAAGGGGGACAGAACAUCCACAAAGAGAGGCUCUGAAAAUAUUAUACCCAAUGAGGCCGUAGGUCAUAGAUUUAAUUGGAAAUAAAAAUAUGGAUAACGAUAAUAAAACCUAUUGACGGUAGUAACAAGAAACAAAUAUAAGCGAGCCAACAGUGUGUGACAAUAGUUUAGACCAGUGUUUCUCAAAUGAGGGUAC